This is a messenger RNA of Plutella xylostella (diamondback moth), 1401 nucleotides long. Its product is annotated as mitochondrial import inner membrane translocase subunit Tim17-B. Gene Ontology annotation, biological process: protein import into mitochondrial matrix. Gene Ontology annotation, cellular component: TIM23 mitochondrial import inner membrane translocase complex. Gene Ontology annotation, molecular function: transmembrane protein transporter activity. The record is from RefSeq and is a predicted model, not a curated record. NCBI's taxonomy places the organism in Eukaryota, Metazoa, Arthropoda, Insecta, Lepidoptera, Plutellidae.
AUUCGAUAAUUUUCGUUUCUUUUUUCCGACGUUUUUUCCAGAUGUGGAAGCAUGAAAAGCGUUGAAUUGUUCAGUGUUUGUGUGUUUUUCAAAAUUUUGUGAAGUGGUCACUUAAUAUACCUAGUUCCAAGUGCAGUGGGUUUUCGUGGACUUUGGAGUGAAAAUAUUUUAAAUCGUAUUUCCAAUUUAGAGGUUAUAAUCUUACACAACACUAUCAGACUGAAACAUGGAUGAAUAUUCGAGAGAACCAUGCCCUUGGCGUAUCCUUGAUGAUUCUGGCGGUGCGUUCAUCAUGGGAGCUAUUGGAGGUGGUAUAUUCCAUUCCAUAAAAGGAUUCAGAAAUGCUCCAACAGGAUUCAACAGAAAAAUGCUCGGAAGUUUAGCCGCAAUCAAGGAGCGGUCACCCAUAGUAGCGGGUAACUUUGCAGUUUGGGGCGGGAUGUUCUCGACUAUUGACUGCUCCCUUGUGUACCUGCGACAGAAGGAGGACCCGUGGAAUUCCAUCAUGAGUGGAGCCCUCACUGGUGGCAUUCUUGCUGCAAGAAAUGGUGUUCCAGCCAUGGCAGGGAGUGCAUUAGUUGGAGGCAUCCUUCUGGCUCUAAUUGAAGGCAUCGGUAUCAUGUUCACAAGAUUAUCAGCAGAGCAGUUUAAGCCUCAACAACCAAUAUUUGAAGACCCCUCUGUACUUGGCCAGGGCAACCCAGGGCCACCACCAAAUUUCCAAUAAGCUAUUUACUAUAAAUAUGUAUAGGAAUUGGUAAAAAAAUGAUCUUAAAAUGGCUUCAUCAGAAGUCAUGUUUAGAUUUGUUGUGUCAUCAGAAAUAAACUAUGUGUGUUAAAUUGUACUUUGAAGCUAGAUCCAAAUUGAUUAAAGUAAUUUAUUUACUAUAUUUUCAUUCAAUAAUAUUACAUAAUCAUUACACCUUAUGUAUGCAUAACUUUACAUUUUUUGUUUGUGAAUUUGAGUGAAUAUUGUUUUGUAUCUGUGAUAUUUCAGUUAUUUACUGAUUGCCAAUAACUUUUCGCUCACUACAUAAAUAAAAGUACAGGAUAUUCAGGUAGCUUGUAUUUUUGGUUGACACUAAAUUAUUUUUCAAUACAUUAUUGUUAAUUAUUACAGGUACAUACUUAGGGCAUUUAAUUAGAGAAUAUUACCAGUUCCAGUUGUUUACAGCCUCUUAUUUGUUCCCCAUGUGGUAGCAAGCAACUGUUUAAUAUUAUUUAGUAUGUAUGUAAGUGUAAAAAGUUAUAACUGAAUCUUAUAAUGAAGGUUAGUUUUCCCAUCUUCUGUUGAUUCAUGUUGUAAUGGAUUUACUAUCAUUUUUUUUUCUAUUCUGACUAUUCUCUAAUUAAUUAUCCUAUUUGAGUAGCAUUAUUUUAAAUAAAUAGUUUUUAUUCAUA